Messenger RNA from Paramormyrops kingsleyae, 1442 nucleotides. It is a transcript of the gene nubp1, whose product is annotated as nucleotide binding protein 1 (MinD homolog, E. coli). Gene Ontology annotation, molecular function: ATP binding; 4 iron, 4 sulfur cluster binding; ATP hydrolysis activity. The record is from RefSeq and is a predicted model, not a curated record. Gene Ontology annotation, biological process: iron-sulfur cluster assembly. NCBI's taxonomy places the organism in Eukaryota, Metazoa, Chordata, Actinopteri, Osteoglossiformes, Mormyridae. Gene Ontology annotation, cellular component: cytosol.
CAGAAGGCUAUAUCCGAAUUAAUCUUACCCGUUCAUUUGGCUUAAUGUUAUUUGUUUUGAAUUCUAAAAUAAGCUCACACAGGGUUCAUAAUACCCCAUAACAACUGGAUAAGCGGAGGAUGGAUUUCAGCACGACAUCAAAAUCUAUAUGCAGGCAAAUGGCGGAACCUUCAGUAAGAGGGGAGACGGUAGCAGAGGGGAAAGUAAUACUAGCUGCACCCAUAAGUGGAACUGUGUCGGCGGAGCGUAACGAUGGCGGACGUCCCGAGUAAUGCUCCGGAACACUGCCCUGGGACCAGCAGCGCACAAGCCGGGAAGAGUUCUUCAUGUCAGGGUUGCCCCAACCAAGCCAUAUGUGCCUCUGGAGCAACCAAAGCUCCGGAUCCCGCAAUCGAGGAGAUCCGGGUGAAGAUGGCCUCUGUCAAGCAUAAGGUCCUGGUGCUGUCAGGGAAGGGCGGCGUGGGCAAGAGCACCAUCAGCACGCAGCUGGCGCACGGCCUGGCCGGCGACUCCACCACAGAGGUGGCGCUGCUGGAUGUGGACAUCUGCGGACCGUCCAUUCCGAAGAUGAUGGGUGUGGAGGGAGAGCAGGUCCAUCAGAGUGGCUCAGGCUGGUCGCCCGUGUACGUGGAGGACAAUUUGGCUGUGAUGUCAGUCGGCUUCCUGCUUAGCAGCCCGGAUGAUGCCAUCAUUUGGAGGGGUCCGAAGAAGAACGGAAUGAUAAAGCAGUUCCUGAGGGACGUGGACUGGGGCCAGGUGGAUUACCUCAUCGUGGACACCCCCCCGGGCACCUCUGACGAACACUUGUCGGUGGUGCAGUACCUGUGCGGUGCCGGUGUGGACGGUGCCAUCAUCGUCACCACCCCUCAGGAAGUUUCGCUGCAAGAUGUCAGGAAGGUGAUUCGCUUCUGUGAGAAGGUGGGGCUCCCAGUCAUUGGCGUGGUGGAAAACAUGAGCGGUUUUCUGUGUCCUAAGUGCAAGACCAUGACCCAGAUUUUCCCUCCCACCACUGGAGGGGCAGAGAAGAUGUGCCUGGAUAUGGGUCUGUCGUUCCUGGAACGGGUGCCGUUGGACCCCCGGAUAGGGAAGAGCUGCGACGAGGGCAGAGCGUUCCUGAUGGAUGUGGCGGACUCCCCCGCCGCCGCUGCUUACCGCAACAUCGUGCGCAGGGUCACGGAAUACUGUGCAUCGAGGCGUCACCAAGGUGAUGCUGACUAGACAGAGGCGCAGCGUGAGAAUGGGGAACCCCUGAUAGCGGAACCAGGGUUCUGCUGCCACCGUACAGCAUGCGGACGAGCCAUUGGCUGAAAACAUCGCAGACGACGAAGCUCUCUGCACAGUAUCAUUCCCUGACCAGAUUUAUGACGUCACUGCUUUUAAUUGCCCUUUUUCAAAUGUUUAUAUCGUUUAGGUUGAAUAAAGAGUCGGAUCUGUGAAACACA